AUGUCACUAAUCCCUUUCAAAGUCACAGCCUUUCUUAUUCUAAUUACUUUCAGUAACCUUUCACUCCUCUCCUUCUCUCUUAGCACUGAUGGUCUAGCUCUACUAGCCCUCAAAGCCGCAAUCACAACUGAUCCAACCGACACUCUAGCAUCAUGGACCGAAACUGACCCAACCCCAUGUCACUGGCGUGGUGUCACUUGCAUUAACCACAGAGUCGCCUCGCUUUCACUCCCUAACAAAAACCUUACUGGCUACAUACCUUCUGAACUCGGCCUUCUUGACUCACUAACUCGACUCACUCUCUCUCGCAACAACUUCUCUAAACUCAUACCUUCACAUCUCUUCAAUGCAUCAACUCUCCGCUUUGUGGAUUUGUCUCAUAAUUCUCUCUCAGGCCCAAUUCCUGCCAAGAUUGAGUCUUUACAAGAGUUAACCCACUUGGAUUUAUCUUCUAAUUUUCUCAAUGGGUCUCUCCCUGAAUCUUUGAUUAAGCUAAAAAGCUUAGCAGGGACUUUAAAUUUGUCUUACAAUUCAUUUUCUGGUGAGAUUCCUGGGUCUUAUGGUUUUUUUUCGGUUAUGGUGAGUUUAGAUUUAAGACACAAUAAUCUUAGUGGCAAAGUGCCAUUAGUUGGGUCAUUAGUGAACCAAGGGCCAACUGCAUUUGCUGGAAACCCAAGUCUUUGUGGGUUUCCUUUACAAACUCCAUGUCCUGAAGCUGUUAAUAUCACAAUUAGUGAUAAUCCUGAAAACCCAAAAGACCCAAAUCCUGUUUUUUCCCCUAGGAGUGUUGAGAAAGUGAAAACCAAAACGGGGUCGGUAGCAGUUCCCUUAAUCUCGGGCGUUUCGGUGGUGGUCGGCGUUGUUUCGGUAUCAGUGUGGCUGUAUCGGAAAAAACGGGGGCCUGAUGAGGGUAAAAUGGGAAAGGAGGAAAAGAUAGAAAAGAGUGACCAUAAUGAGGUUGCUUUUAACGACGAGGGGCAAAAAGGUAAAUUUGUGGUGAUGGAUGAAGGGUUUAAUUUGGACUUAGAGGAUUUGUUGAGGGCAUCUGCUUAUGUGGUGGGGAAAAGCAGGAGUGGCAUCGUGUACAAGGUGGUCGUGGGUGGGAGUGGAUCUGGUACGGUCGUGCCUACUGUUGUUGCUGUAAGGAGGCUGAGUGAAGGUGAUGCCACGUGGAAGUUGAAGGAGUUUGAGUCUGAGGUUGAGGCGAUUGAGAGGGUCCAUCAUCCUAAUAUAUUAAGGCUGAGAGCUUAUUACUUUGCUGAUGAUGAGAAGCUGUUGGUCUCUGAUUUUAUCCGCAAUGGAAGUUUAUACUCUGCGCUGCAUGGAGGACCUUCUAAUGCUUUGACUCUGCUAUCAUGGGCAGCAAGGUUGAAAAUUGCUCAAGGAACUGCUCGGGGUUUAAUGCACAUACAUGAGCACAUCCCUCGAAAGUAUGUUCAUGGCAACUUAAAAUCAACUAAAAUUCUGCUUGAUGAUGAACUCCAUCCUUACAUCUCCAGUUUUGGGCUCACUCGUCUUGUCUCGAGUGGCGCAAAAUUUACAACUUCGGCAUCCAGAAAGCAGUAUUUAAACCAAGCCAUUUCCUCGGCAAUGGGCUUGAAAGUUUCUGCUCCCUCUGACAUUUACUUGGCACCAGAAGCUCGAGUCUCUGGCAGCAAGUUCACUCAGAAUUGCGAUGUGUACUCAUUUGGAAUUGUACUGAUGGAGCUUUUAACUGGUCGGCUACCUAAUGCUGGACCGGAAAAUGAUGGUAAGGGACUAGAGAGUCUAGUGAGGAAGGUGUUUCGAGAGGAACGCCCCUUGUCAGAGAUUAUAGACCCAGCACUAUUAAGUGAGGUUCACGCAAAGAAACAAGUUGUUGCUGUGUUUCAUAUUGCACUCAAUUGCACAGAACUAGACCCUGAAUUGCGUCCUAGGAUGAGAACCGUGUCUGAGAGUCUUGACCGCAUCAAAUUGCAUUGA
This is a messenger RNA of Dovyalis caffra, 1962 nucleotides long. NCBI's taxonomy places the organism in Eukaryota, Viridiplantae, Streptophyta, Magnoliopsida, Malpighiales, Salicaceae. The record is from the annotation of a GenBank genome assembly.